AUGCUGCCGCCGGUAUUAGCGGCAUUAUUCGAAAUUGAUCGAGAUUUGCGAGCUGUAAUUUACAAUUUCAUAAGAAUGGACAUAAAACUUGUUUUGUUCACACUUAUGCUUGCUGUAGUGUUAUUGGAAGCGAAACUAAACCUCUGGGGAGAUUCAGUAUUCUCUCAGAAAGCAAUAUUCAACUAUCUAUUUUCGAAAGAUCGCGGUGUAGUAAGAGUAAAGAAGCCAGAAGAAGUCAAAACUGCAAAAAACAAUGUAACCACAUUGGAUUUUAUUGGUUUAGUAGAGAAAAAUGGUUACUCCGCCGAGGAACAUUAUACCAUAACAGAAGAUGGUUAUAUCUUGGUGCUACAUAGAUUAUUGGGGAAUCCUUUAUUUAAAGAUCAAAGAAGUAGAAAAGUUGUAUUUCUUCAACAUGGUCUCUUGUGUACAUCUGAUUGCUGGGUAAUAUUUGGUGCUGGCAAAGAUCUUGCAUUUUUAUUGGCUGAUAAAGGAUAUGAUGUAUGGAUUGGAAAUAACAGGGGAAAUGCAUAUUGCCAAUCACAUAUAAAAAUAUCUCCACAAAAUAAGGAAUUUUGGCAAUUUAGCUAUCAUGAAAUAGCAAUGAGAGACCUACCAGCUAUGAUAGACUUCAUACUUAGAUACACAAAACAAAAAAAUCUGCACUACAUCGGUCAUUCAAUGGGAACUACCAUACUGUUCACUUUAUUAUCCAUGAAACCCGAAUAUAAUGCAAAAAUAAGACUGGGAAUCUGCCUUGCUCCGGUUGCCAUCUGGAAAGAAAUAUCUCCUCUUUUGGAACACUUUCGUAGUAAAAUGCCAAAGAUUAUGGAAUUUCUCGAGUCUAAUGGAAUGUACGAAAUAGCCUCCUUAUCAUCAACGAGUAUUAGGAUUGGAAGAACUCUGUGUACAGAUAAAGCAAUUACUCAGCCUAUCUGCGCUGCAGUAAUAUUUGUAAUCGCCGGAUCCGAUCCAGUGCAACUUAAUACUACGGCAAUGCCAGAAGUAUUUUCGUAUGCUCCGGCCGGUAUUUCAUUACAAACAAUACGACAUUUUUAUCAAAAUAUUAUUACUCAGAAAUUUCAAGCACUCGAUAACGGAUAUUUGGACAAUUACAAGAAAUAUAAACAAAAGACACCCAUAAUGUAUGAUUUAAAAAAAGUUACUGCACCCUUAGCUUUAUAUUAUUCCGUCAAUGAUUUGCUUGCUUCAAAAUCGAAUGUCCUUGAAAUAUAUAAAUAUCUGCCGAAUGUUAUCCUGCUGGAGGAAAAUCCGUAUAAAUUAUUCAACCAUUUGGAUUUUUUAUGGGCCAUCGAUGCUAAAACUCUAUUAUAUGACCGUUUAAUGAAACUACUUCAAGAGUUUGACGAUCAAGAACUAACAAUUGAUGAUGAAUUCGUCUAUGUCUAA
Cyphomyrmex costatus is the source of this 1410-nucleotide messenger RNA. RefSeq names its product lipase 3-like. Bases 1 to 1410 code for a protein of 469 amino acids. Gene Ontology annotation, biological process: lipid metabolic process. The record is from RefSeq and is a predicted model, not a curated record. Lineage: Eukaryota; Metazoa; Arthropoda; Insecta; Hymenoptera; Formicidae. The transcript has 9 exons.